AUGGAGUCAGCUCUUCGGGUUUUCCGAUAUCUAAAAGGUGCAUCUGGCCAAGGCCUAUUCUUCUCUUCGAAUAGUGAUUUCAAGUUGAGGGCUUACUGUGACUCGGAUUGGGUAGGUUGCCCACUCACUAGGAGAUCUACUAUGGGAUAUUGUGUCUUUCUUGGACCUUCAUUGAUAUCUUGGAGGUCGAAGCGACAGAAAAUAGUUUCUCUCUCUUCCGCCGAGGUGGAAUACCGUGCAAUGACAGGAGCCUGCUGUGAGUUGACAUGGCUCCGAUAUCUAUUGAGGGACUUAGGACUUUCACAUCAUGAAUCUGCCUUGCUAUAUUGCGACAACAAGGCUGCCUUACACAUUGCGGCCAACCCAGUUUUUUAUUAG
Messenger RNA from Cornus florida, 378 nucleotides. RefSeq lists its product as uncharacterized. The transcript has a single exon. The coding region runs from base 1 to 378 and encodes 125 amino acids. NCBI's taxonomy places the organism in Eukaryota, Viridiplantae, Streptophyta, Magnoliopsida, Cornales, Cornaceae. The record is from RefSeq and is a predicted model, not a curated record.